AUGAUGGCACGUUCUAAACAAAAAGCAUUCAAGACCCCGUCGGGUAAGCCGCCUGGACGCGGGCGUGGUCGGGGUGGCCGUUCGACCGACGGUAGGGGAGGUGGUAGAGGCGUUCACGACGACGGUACGCCACACGCGAUGUCUGCGUGCGAGCAGCGUCGUCUGAAGUAUGUCGCUGCGGAGGCGGAGCGCGAAAAAGCAACAAAGGCCGCGGCCGUCGCCACACAUGGGUGCGAGGUGGGUGGCGGAGGUGGUGAUGCUGAGAUGGCGGGUGAAAACGAUGGUGCUGGAUUUUGGGAGGAUAAUGUGGCCGUGAACGAGGCGGAUUAUGAGGGGGACGACGGAGGGGACGCUGCAGAGGCGGAAGAGGAGGAGGACGGGGAUGAGAACGAGGACGAGGAGGGCGAUGGCGAGGAGGAAGAGGACGGGGGGGAUGAGCAAGAGGACGAGGGGAGUGGGGAUGACUCCGAAGAAGAGGUGUACGUCGGGAACGAUGAGGAGGCCGAGGAAGGAGACGAGGCUCGUGAUCUCGACGACCUUGUCGAUGAAGAGAAGGAUGUGGAUGUUGAAAAGCAAGCUAAGAAGAAGAGGCGGCGUGGCGCUGGUGUUGGACGAGGGAAAGGUGGUGGGCGCGGAAGGGGUGGUGGGCGGGGAAGAGGUGGUGGUGGAAAGGGUAAGGGUGGUGGUAAAGGCAAGGAUCGUGGGAAAGGCGCGGAUGAUGCGGCAGACCAGCCUGUGACUCCAUCUGCUACCCCGCAUGCCAAACCAUCUAAGCCUGUCAAUAUUAAGGUACAGCCCUUGGGCCUCAUUCGAGAUCUUGCGUCCUUCAUUGGCUACUCGCCAAAGAGGACAGCGGCUUUCGAGGAGGCUCAAAGGGCCGAGAACAAAAAGGCCAAGAUCUUGAAGCUUCGCCAGGACAACGAGGUCAGAUGGGGCUCGACCUACCUCAUGCUCGAGCGUGCCAUCAAGCUGCGGCAUGCGAUCGACCGUUUUUGCCGCGGCACCGAGGGCAUGUCCGAAGAAGCGAUCGCACGCCUCAAGGAUCUCACCAUCACCCCCGUGGUGUGGACGGCCCUGGAGGAGCUCGCUGACUUCCUGCGACCCUUCCAUGCCGUCACUCUGGCGGCCGAGGGGUCCAAGUACCCCACGAUCAACAGGGUGGUCCCGCAGUUCAACGAACUGCUGGACACCCUGGAGGGGAUUGGGGACAAUGAGUCAUCCCCUCCCUCCAGCAUCAUGAAGGAGUGCAUCAAACUGGCUUUAGGAAAGCUGAACGAGUACUACUCCGGCAGCCCUGACGAGCUGUGGAUUGCCACUUUUCUGGACCCGAGCUUCAAGCUCGGGUACUUUCAGAUGGGGAAGGAGGGGUCGGCGGAGGGAGGGGGCCAGAACGCACAGCACAUGGCUGCCGAGCAGGUUAUGGAACUUGUGCGGGCAAAGUGGCGCCCGUACAAGGACAAGGCGGUCGCCCUGCGGGAGAAGAGGGAGGGAGGAGGGUCAUCUGCUGGGGCGAGUGGCCGGGUUGGCAUAGAGGGGGGCAGCAGCAGCACCCGGGAUGGUGGAGGAGCGGGCAGCAGCAAGGGGGGGAAAGGCCUUGCGAACGAUGCCUUCGGGGGUGUUGUGGGGGAUCAGUCGAGUUUGAUGGCACGCUUGGCUGCCUUCCGAAGCCGGCAAGCAGUGACGAUCAAAGACGAGAUCCAGGACUACAUCAAUGAGCAGAUGGAGCCUAUGGGAGUCGACCCCCUUGCGUAUUGGCGACGUAAGGGGGAUCUACAGGGGCUGCAGAUGAUGGCGCUCGAUUACCUUGCCAUACCUGCCACGUCGGCGGCAAGCGAGCGCACGUUCUCACAGGGCCGCAAUGUUAUCACGUGGCAGCGUCACAGGCUAGGACCCAAGCGCGUUGAAGCGAUCAUGUUGCUGAAAUCAUGGGUGGAGUGGCACCAGGGGUGCAAAUUGGGCAAGGCGGCAAAGGCCCUGCUGGAGAAGGCCGCGAAGGAUUUGUUUGGCUUGGAGUUGGAUGAUGAUGCAUGA
Closterium sp. Yama58-4 is the source of this 2031-nucleotide messenger RNA. NCBI's taxonomy places the organism in Eukaryota, Viridiplantae, Streptophyta, Zygnematophyceae, Desmidiales, Closteriaceae. The record is from the annotation of a GenBank genome assembly.